Molecule: messenger RNA, 1101 nt
Organism: Thamnophis sirtalis
Lineage: Eukaryota; Metazoa; Chordata; Lepidosauria; Squamata; Natricidae
Product: actin-related protein T2-like
Source: RefSeq, a predicted model, not a curated record
AUGUCAAAUGUCGAAGUCUUACAAACCCCGGCUGUGAUUAUUGACAAUGGAUCCGGGUCUUGCAAAGCGGGGCUUUCUGGGGAGGCGGAACCGAAAGCCAUUGUCCCGUCCGUGGUUGGUCGUUUCCAAGAGAAACCGGAGAAAAUUUAUAUUGGGGUAGGAGCCAUGGCCAAGAAAGGGGCCUUGCUGAGUUAUCCUGUGGAACGUGGGGUUAUUUCCUGCUGGGAUGAUAUGGAGAAGCUGCUGAGAUAUAUCUACAGGUACAAACUUAAAGUGAAGCCCAGCACAAGGCCCGCGUUUCUUUCAGAGCCCCCCAAGAAUCCGCUGAAGAACCGGGAAAAAAUCACAGAGCUCAUGUUUGAAAGCUUUCGAGUCCCAGCGUUGUACCUUGCGAUCCAAGCGACUCUAGCAUUGUAUGCCUCGGCUCGUACCACUGGUUUGGUGCUGGACAGUGGAGACGGAGUGACCCAUGCCGUUCCAAUUUACGACGGAUACUGCUUACCUCAUGGGGUAUCCAAACUCCCUCUGGCAGGAAGGGACGUGACGGACUACUUUGCCAAUCUCCUGAUGGAGAAGAACCCUGGUUUAGUGAGCCGGGCCAAGAAAACCAUACUGAGGCGCAUCAAAGAGAAUUUUUGCUACGUGGCUUUGGAUCCCAAACAAGAAGCUCUGAAGAAAGUGGAACAGAAGGUGAAGCUGCCCGAUGGGAAUACCAUCAAGAUCCAUCUGGAUCUCUGCCAAGCGCCAGAAAUCCUUUUCACACCCAAGACCAUCGGUGUCGAGGCACCGGGCAUCCAUACCAUGAUCACCAGGAGUAUCCACAAGUGUGACAAGGACAUUUGGGCUCCCUUAUAUGGCAACGUGGUCCUCUCAGGAGGUUCCUCUCUUUUCUGCGGUUUGGAUGAAAGAAUCUUUAAAGAGAUUGAGCCUCACGUCCCAAACGGGGUUCCCAUACGGAUCAUAACACCUCCGGAAAGGUCCUGCGCAGCUUGGGUGGGCGCAUCAGUUAUUAGUAACUUGGUAUCUUUUCAACCAAUGUGGUUUACAAAGAAGGACUACAAAGAAUUCGGGGUGGCUGCGAUACACCGGAAAUGUUUUUAG